This is a messenger RNA of Lachancea mirantina, 1443 nucleotides long. NCBI's taxonomy places the organism in Eukaryota, Fungi, Ascomycota, Saccharomycetes, Saccharomycetales, Saccharomycetaceae. The record is from the annotation of a GenBank genome assembly.
AUGUCUUCUGUUGAUAAUCUUUUUGGUCCCUUGGAAGAGGAGAAACUUGCGAGUAAUGUCAACGAGCUUUUCAGCAAAUCGACAGGUCCAGUCAGUACGUCGAAACUGAAGUUGCAAAGUAGAACAGUAUUGCCAGAAAUUGAACGCGAAGAGCAAACGAUAGACGAUACUGAGCAGGACAAUGAGAAGGGCAAUUCUGAGAAUUUGGCGCUUGAGAAAGAUAACGCGAUACCCACACCAGAACCAGCUAAGAAGAAAAGAAAAACCAAGAAGUGGAGAGUGGACGCCAAUGACGAUCUAGAGGCUCAGUAUUUUACCAAAACUUUGAAUAACGAUAGCAAUAGCAAAGAUGCUGAGAUCGCGCAAGAGCGCGGUUCUGAUGAUGUGUCGAAAUCCGAAAUAACCCCAGAAACCGAGACAGGAAAUAGCACUGUAGUUGAAGCGGCCAAAAAGGUCAAUAUGAAAGAGGAAGAGCUAGAAAAAGCCAACAGAACCGUUUUCGUUGGUAAUGUGCCGGCAGAAGUAAUCCUUGCCAAGAAAGCGUACAAACAAUUUAGGAGACUGUUUGAAGAAGCGGGUUUACAAAGUUCGUUCAAGAAAGACAUUUCGCGCCAUGCCGUUGGUUCAGAGGAAGCAUCGGAUUCAGACUCGGACGACGAUGAUAAUGAGUUACAGAAACCCCAAAACGCGGCACGGAAAACCGCCAUUCAGAGCAUAAGAUUUCGGUCUAUCUCGUUUGAGGAAGCUCUGCCCAGAAAAGUGGCGUUUGUACAGCAAAAGCUACACAAAUCGCGCGAUUCCGUCAACGCAUACGUCGUUUAUAAGGAUAGAACGGUUGUCCAGCGUGUUUGUAAGCAAUUGAACGCCAAUGUCUUUCUAGAUCAUCAUUUAAGGGUGGACUCUGUCGCACAUCCAGCGGAACAGGACAAGAAACGGUCUGUGUUUGUCGGAAACUUGGAUUUCGAGGAAAGCGAGGAAAACCUAUGGACUUACUUCGAAACCUGUGGCGCCAUUGAGUACGUGCGUAUUAUUAGGGACCCAAAAACAAAUUUGGGGAAAGGAUUUGCAUAUGUUCAAUUUUUUGAUUUCCAGAGUAUAAAUAAGGCUCUUUUACUUGACGGUAAGAAAUUGAACGGUACCGGGCGCAAAGUGCGCAUUUCCAGAUGCAAGAACAUGAAAAAAACGGGACCUGAUUCAAAGGCUCAUGGCCAUAAAAGAGCUUUCACAGAUUCUCAGAGAACCAAAUUUGGACGUGCCAAGAAAGUUCUUGGAAAAGCUGACAGAGCCACCAUAGGUAAAGAAAUAACUGUCGAGGGUUUACGUGCGGCAAAAGGCGAUUCUGUGCAAGGACUCAAAUCUAAGAAACAGAGAUCCAAAACUGGUAGAGUUACUAAGCGAUCAACUGCUUUCAGAAAAAAGGCAUCUCAACAGAAAAACGUUUGA